AUGACAAAGAAAGGUAAAGUGAACAAGUUAGCGCGCAUGUCGGACGAGGAACGAGCACGGUAUUUACAACAUCGCGCCGAUAUUGAAGAAGAAGCUCGAAGAAGAAAACAAGAACUUAUAUCCAAGUUUAUCAAGAACAAACUCGACAAAGAGGAAGCCUACAGUCGUUUGAACACAUCGAAGAUAAAUCAAGAAUGGAGAUUCAUAUUACGCAAAAUAAAAUGCAAACAAAUGACUUUGGAUAUUCAGAAUAUGUUGACCAGCUUUAACUUCCUCGUGGAGCGCAAGGAUCGCCUGAUUGCAUCACUGGUUCGAGCCACAAAUGACGCAGACGAACAACACCGACGCGCUUUUCAGGCGCACACCGAAAAUAUCAGCUAUUUUCUAAGAUACCAGCGCUUAGAUAAACUACAAACGGAAUUCGAUCUGCAGAAGAACACUCUAUUCGAAAUAUGGGACAAAGAAGAAAUGAAUCUGACAGAUGACCAAGAGAGAGCUGAGUUUAAACUGAAACUAAUCACCUACAUACAGGACAGAGACUUCAAAAAGUACAAUAAGGAAAAAGAACUACAAAGAGCUACUGGAAAGAAUGAUGCGCGAUUAGAGGUGAGUAGUCUUCCAAAUAAUCAGUGGGAUCUAUUUACCCUGGGAUCAAGAGGAUACGCGACCCGCAGCAUCGGGUAG
This is a messenger RNA of Arctia plantaginis, 684 nucleotides long. The record is from the annotation of a GenBank genome assembly. NCBI's taxonomy places the organism in Eukaryota, Metazoa, Arthropoda, Insecta, Lepidoptera, Erebidae.